CGCUAAAAUAGAAAAUUGAUUCUUUUUUCAUUUCGUUCAUUAAAACAGAAACGUUCUUAUAUCUUUUACAACUAUGAUAAUUGGAACAUUAUGUGAUUAUAUUGUAAUAAAUAAUCGUCCAUUAUUUUUAUUUUUAACAUAUAUAAAUAAAUUAGAAUUUAAAUUAUAUCAAACAUCAUUAAUAUUUUAUCGUUUAAGUGGAUAUAUUCAAACAUUAUUUGUAUCUUUAUCAUAUAAUCAUUUAAUAUUUGCUUCAAUUGAACGAUAUUAUUUAAGUUUAAAAAAUAAUUAUAGACAACGUCGAAAUUUAGUUAAAAAUGCUAUUAAACGUACUUUAAUUACAUUUUGUCUAUGA
Messenger RNA from Didymodactylos carnosus, 355 nucleotides. NCBI's taxonomy places the organism in Eukaryota, Metazoa, Rotifera, Eurotatoria, Philodinida, Philodinidae. The record is from the annotation of a GenBank genome assembly.